This is a messenger RNA of Acanthochromis polyacanthus (spiny chromis), 1875 nucleotides long. RefSeq lists its product as uncharacterized. Lineage: Eukaryota; Metazoa; Chordata; Actinopteri; Pomacentridae. Bases 156 to 827 code for a protein of 223 amino acids. The transcript has 5 exons. The record is from RefSeq and is a predicted model, not a curated record.
GUGACGCUCCAUUGUGUUUGGCUUCACUUUCGUGUUGCUGGGGAACAAGCUCCAUAGCAACCAACGCCACCAUCUGAUUUUAUGUUUGUUUAUUUUAACAAAAUGACGCGAAUCCUCAGAAAACCGCGACCAGGACUCGGUAACCGGAAGUAAACAUGCCUACAACCAAACUGAUCAAACCCAAACCGGUGGAGGCCAAAAAGAAAAGUCCAGACGGAGGCAGACCGGGGAGGAGCGGGACGGAGGAUCAGCUCCAAGUGGCCGCGGUGCGUAAAAGCCGCGCGUCGAGCUGCCCGAGGAGCCAGAAACCCAAGCCCACCGGAGACACCACUAACACCGGACUACAGAGAUCCAGCUGCACUACCAGGACCAGGUCCAGCUCCACCGCCCCCAGAGGGACCCAGAGGAGCCCCAGGAACAACCCGGACUGCCGCAGAGCCUCCAGCGCCGUGAGACAAGCCGCCGUCAACCCCAAACACCGAGAGCUGGCGCCGGUCCAGAGAGAGCAGAGAGGGGGCGGAGGGGAGGCCAGGAGCCAGGGUCAGAGUCACAAAGCUUUCACCGUCAUCCCCCCGAACCCCAAGAGAAGAAGAGAAAUCCAGAGAAAGGCGGAGGCGGAGCUUGCAGCUCUUGAGGAGCUCCGGCUGAGCAGAGCGAUGUCUUACGUAUCCAUAAACCCCAGCAGCGUCGGCGGCUGCAUGAGUCUGGAGGAAGUACGACUGAAGCAGCAGCAGGAAAUGAUGCAGGCAAAGAGGAAACUGAAACCAGCUGGACAACUAGAGGUGAAGCAGCAGAUGAUGGAGGAAACAUCUGUCCUGACCAGCUGAUCUCAAACACCCAGAACUAGAUGCAAACAUCAGCUUUACUCAGACGAGUCCAGAAAAAGAUCUUCCACAUCCAUUUAUAUAUCGUGUGUUUUUUAUGGUUGUUUAGCUCGGUAUGUGUUUUGUUUGUAAAUUUGUGGUAAAAGACAGAAAUCAGAAACCCUUUGCUGUGUAACGCCUUAUUUAAGAGGUAACCACAUUUCACAUGGAGCUUUACAUAACAAUAAACUUCUUCUUUUAAAUCUAUAAUACAACUUCCAUUGAGACAGUUUGGGCUUGGAUUCAAGGAGUUUUUCUCUGAGAUUUCUCCUCUACUUCAGUAAAAAUGGAGCUAAAUGGAGUUCUAGUCGUGCAAAUCAAACUAACACAGGCAGGAGAAUGAGUAUUAAAGACAGUGAAGGUGUAAAAGUUCUGCUAAAUGCACUGUUAGAAUGUAAACUCGAUGCAGCUUCUGGAAACAGCCAAAGUUUCUGGUCUAAAACGUUUGAGUGCUAAAAUUCAUGAUGUAAUUCUCGUCUUUAUUCAAGUGUUUUGGGAAAAUGAAGCCAUAAUUAACUUGUAAAUGUGAUUUAUUCUACUUGUUGUGAGUUCAUGAAGAUUCAGUCAUCCUUCAAAGAAGUUAAAAAUAAUCCAGGAUUAAUACUUUACACUGAGUAUUCAUUUAGAGUCUGAUGUUUAUACUUUUGUUUUCUGUGUCCUGUUUUAUGUUUUGGGGUGAAAUAACAGAGCAGUCAGAGUUAAAAGUCAGUAAAAAGAAAUACAACAAAGAAAUUAAAACAUAUAUUUUUAAUAUAAAUAAUUUAAGUAUCAUUUGUAUUUCUGCAUCUUUGGCCUUUAAAAUGCUGCAAAAGUUCCACCACAGGUUUGAAUGUUGAUGUAAUAAUUCCUGAUGUGUUCAGGGUUAACGUGUAAAUACUUUUACCGUGAUUUUACUACAUAUUGUCCAUACUUUACACAAUCUGUGAAAUAGCUAAUUAUUACUCAAGUAUAUGUAUAGUGUCCUGUGUGAAUUAUGAGGGUGUUGCUCUAUAAAAUUCUCCAUAAACAAACA